AUGGCUUCUGAGAAGAGAGCUUUUAAUAGGGUCUCUUCCUCACCAAAGAAGAAACAUGGCUCGUCCAAGAAGAAGCGAGGCUUAGAUAAAUUUGUGUCAAAAAGUAUUAAUCUCCCAGUCAACAAUCUUUUAGGGGAUAAGCUCUACUCUAAACUCCAUGAACCCAAUAUCCUUAAGACGAAACCCCAUAAUACAUUGUUAACUAGGCCAAAAAAUAUCACAUCGCCCAGUAGACCUGUCAUCCAGAAAAGUAUUGAUGAAAACAGUCAACUAGAUCAAAUUUACUGGUCGGGCGAUGCUGGGAAUAAGAAUGGGGAGUCCAGGUUACACAAACAUGAUUGCGACAAAAAAGAUGCCAACAAGCCUUCUAUCAAUGAUGAAAAUGAUGAAAUUGAGUUCCGGAGAGAUAUGCUACCAGACUUUAGGCUAGAUCCAAUAUCACAAUUGGAAAAGAAAUAUAAUACCAACCUCAAUAUGUCUAAUCAGCAGGAGAAUUCUAUCAAGAAUAUAUCAACCCAGAAAUUCUCUUCUCUACAUUCCUUCUCCCCAAUCCCAGAUUGGCUGCUGUCAUCUUUGAGGAAGUCUGGCAUUCGCGAAAAGUCUAAAUCUUUAAGUUUAAACUCAAGUAAAUUGUUUGCGAGGAUUGGAAGUGAUGGGAAGUUGAGAACAAAUAGCAGUCACGGUAAUGGUGAUCAGCCCAGAAAAAGCUCGCUACAAGAAAUACUAUCGGAACUCAAAAGUACUGAAAAAGACAAUAAUAUGUGUGGAAAUACAACAUCAGAGAUAUUAGACAAAGGUAUUAGUAUCAAUGAUUAUCAACGUGAUGACUUCUCCGACGACUUUUUCGAUGAGCUAGCAAACAGUAAAGCUAAUCGAUCUGUCGGUCUUGAAAAAAGAACGUCAAAGCCUGUGGUUGAUAAUAAUGAUGAAUUUAAUGAUGAAUUUUCCAGCGAUGACGAUUUCGAUUUCAACGAGUUAGAGAAAAAGUUAGACAUGAAAAGCCAGCCAAUCGUGGUUAGUGCGCCUCCCAAAAAACCAUUAACUAUGUCCUUUAAUGAUGUUGUUCAAAGUACUCCUAGCAAACUAGAGAAAACUAAUGUAAUUGAGAAUAUCCCGAAUAAUCAAAUAGCAAAUACUGACUCCAAUGACAUCACGAAUACAACAUCCUUUGAUGAUUCUGGAGAACUUGACUAUGAUGAUUCCGAAGAGGAAAGAUUAUUGAGUAGAUUCACUUUCACUCAAAAGGAUAGACAAUUUUCAACACAACAGGAAAAUAGAAUAAAGAACACAGAUUUAUUGGGUGCAGCCAUCUUUUCAAAAGAUAUCAAUAGUGACGGAACAGAGGAGACUAAAAAUUUUAAGGACAGUCUUAAAGAUGUAAACCUUGCCAAAAUUGCGAUUAAACGAAGCUGGCUUCAUCGCUUUGAGGUGCUUGAAGUGCAUGAAAAAUCAUACAAUCUUAAAGGAGUGAAAAAAAAUCAAAUAAUCUUGAAAGUAAAAGACAAGGACAGUAAAAUUAGGAAUUUGGUGGUCAGAGAGUCUUGGCUAUUGACUACCUAUGACGUUGGUGAAGUAAUUCAUGUUGUGGGGGAGAACCCGACAGUAAUUGAUAAUGACCAUAAUUAUCUCAUUUUGAAUCCAGAUACUUUGAUUUCUGCUACUACUAUGGGAGAAUCGCUCAAUUGCGAAAGAAAGAGCUCGUUACUCGCAAGAUUUAAUUUACCAGGUGAAUCUUCCAAGCCACUAAUUGUUGGAAAUAUUGUUCAUGGGAUUUUACAAGAAUGCAUGGUUUCUAAGUCAAAUAGCUCAAAGUUUAUUGAAACUCUCUUGAAAUCUGCUAUCCACAGAAACCUUAUUGAAAUAUUGGGUAUUGGCGAGACUGAACAGUCGAUCUAUGAAGAAUGUCAGGUGCAUAUCGGUUAUAUUAAAGACUGGGUAGGUAAAUACAUCUUUGAUUCUGAUAAAUCCUCAAUAUCAACAUUUGGUAAAGGAGAAACUAGCAAAUUUUCGAUCAGCAAAACUUUAGAUAUUGAGGAGAGUAUUUGGUCACCAAUUUUUGGAUUGAGAGGCCUAAUUGAUGCGACAAUUGAAUCUUCGCUACAAGAUAGCAAGAAAUCUGGUAAAUUUAUUGCCCCAUUAGAAAUUAAAACUGGUAAGGAAUAUCUUUCACAUAAGGCACAAACAUCUCUCUAUACUUUGUUGAUGAGAGAUAGAUAUGAGAUGGAUGUCAAUUUUUUCAUACUAGUUUAUACAAAAUUUUCUCAGACUACCAAAUACGAGAUUGAUAGAAGAGACUUAAGAAUGUUGUUGAUAAAGAGGAAUUCCAUUUCCAAGUUUUUAAAAGAAAUCCAGCCACAGCUUCCUCCGUUGGCGAAGAACUCCAUGUGUGAUAGAUGUUUUGUAAAGGAAACUUGCAUGCUAUUUAAUAAAUUAGGAGAAAAUGGCAGUGAAGAGGAUAGUGGUUUCCAGCCAGGUGAAUUCUUGACUCAUACUGAACACAUUGCGCCAGAGUAUGGUGACUAUUAUAAGUAUUGGGAAGAUUUAUUGAAUAAGGAAGAAAAUUUCAUAAAUAAAUUGACAAAGGAAAUUUGGAUUUUUACUGGCGAAGAGAGAGAAAAAUCAAAUGGGAAAGCUAUUUCUGGCCUAAAAAUUAAAGAUGUAACUUAUGAUGCUUCCACAGGUUAUUAUACGUAUGCAUUUGAAAGAAAGAGUCAAGGAACCUCCUAUGAAUAUCCUCUGAUGACUUGGUCUCAGGUUGCCACCCAUGAUCAUGUUAUUGUCAGUGAUGAAAAUGGCCAUUUUGCUAUUUGUUUUGGAUUUGUUAGUAUGAUCAGGGAAAAUUUGAUUAAGAUAACAACACAAAGAAGACUAGAUCACUCAAAUCUGAGGAUGCCUAAUUUUGAUGUUAUCAAAAAUCAAAGUUUUCAGAGUGUUUUGGAACUGGACCAAAACCUCACCGGCUUAUCAUUAGAUUCAAAUUCAGAAAGCCGAGUUUACAGGAUUGAUAAGAACCCGGCAUUCCAUGGAUUAAAAUUAGCGAGGUAUAACUUGCUUGAAUUAUUUUCUAAAGAUUCCAAUGGUUUAAUGAGAGAUAUCCUUGUAAAAAAAAGAAAGACUGAUCCAUCUCCAGUUCCAUUGAUUGACUAUAAGCUUGACCAAUCAAGAUUCAAUGAAGAUCAGCUCAGUGCUAUGAAAAAAGUAUUUUCCACUAAUGAUUUUUCACUUAUUCUUGGGAUGCCAGGUACCGGAAAAACUACUAUUAUUACUGAGAUUAUUCAGCAAUUAGUCAAGAAUGGCAAAACCGUCUUGAUUGCUUCAUAUACCCAUUCUGCAAUUGAUAAUAUUUUGAUCAAGCUUAAGGAACAAAAAAUGGUAGAUUUUGUUAGAUUGGGAUCUUUAAACAAAAUCCAUCCGCUAGUGAAAGAAUUUAGCCCAUUAUCUGAUAACUUCGAUAUCAAAGAUAGCCAAGGACUAUAUGACGCCUAUAGAAAACCAUCUGUUGUUGCUACUACAUGUCUAGGCGUUACUGAUUGGGUUUUUAAUACGAGAAAGUUUGAUUAUUGUAUCAUCGAUGAAGCAUCUCAGGUCGCCAUGCCAGUUUGUAUAGGGCCAAUUAGGUUCUGUGAUAGAUUCAUUUUAGUCGGUGACCAUUACCAGCUUCCGCCAUUAAUUACCGCACCACUGGCAAGAAAGGGCCUCCUGAAAAGUUUGUUUAGGAUGCUUUCGGAGGAUUUUCCUGAUAGUGUUGGCGAGCUAGCUCAUCAAUAUAGAAUGUGUGAAGAUAUCAUGUUGUUAUCUAACACUUUGAUUUAUAAUGGGAGAUUGAAAUGUGGCUCAAAUUUGGUUUCUAGGCAAAGAUUAAAGAUUCCAAGACCCGAACAGUUGCAACAACAUAUAACAAAAGAAAACAUCAGGCCAGAGCAUGAUUGGAUAAAGAAUAUUGUUUUUAAAGAGACCAACAGAGUUAUUUUCUUGAACCAUGAUACCAUUAGUGAUGCAAAAGAAAGAACUUUGGGUGAUAAAGUCGAUAAUCCAGUCGAGGGGGUCUUGAUUUAUGAGAUUGUUGAAUCAUUGUUGGCAUGUGGGGUCCAUGAAUCAUCGAUAGGUGUCAUGUCCUUGUACAGGGCUCAGAUUAGAUUAUUGACAAGAAAACUCUAUCAAAGAAAGGAUGUGGAAAUUCUAACUGCUGAUAGGUUCCAGGGUUUGGAUAAAGACUGUAUAAUUAUCUCUUUAGUCAGAUCAAACGAGAAACAAAUGGUGGGGGAAUUGCUAAAAGAAUGGAGAAGAAUCAAUGUGGCAAUUACUAGAGCUAAGAGUAAAUUAAUUAUCUUGGGCUCGAGAAAAACCUUGAAAAAUUUGGCGACUAUUGAGGCUUUUAUGAAUAUUAUUGAAAGUCGGGGAUGGUUGUAUGACUUACCAUCUAAUGCUGUGCAAUGUUAUGAGUUUUUCCUCCAGGAACCAAACUCUUGUUCGUUACAAAAAGGAGAUUCAAACUCUAGAUCACCACAAAAGUCAUUCAAGGAGAAGACUAAAUUGUCAAAAAAGUUGCUUGAUAACCAUUUGUUGCUUAAGAAUAUUGUUGAAGAACUGAAGUCAAGCUAA
This is a messenger RNA of Saccharomycopsis crataegensis, 4602 nucleotides long. RefSeq names its product bifunctional ATP-dependent DNA helicase/ssDNA endodeoxyribonuclease DNA2 (gene DNA2). Gene Ontology annotation, molecular function: single-stranded DNA helicase activity; 5'-flap endonuclease activity. Lineage: Eukaryota; Fungi; Ascomycota; Saccharomycetes; Ascoideales; Saccharomycopsidaceae. The record is from RefSeq and is a predicted model, not a curated record. Gene Ontology annotation, cellular component: cytoplasm. The transcript has a single exon. Gene Ontology annotation, biological process: replication fork reversal. The coding region runs from base 1 to 4602 and encodes 1533 amino acids.